GCCCCCUAUCGCCCGGUCAGCCCCGAGGAGUUGCCCCGUGGCCACGGCAGACGGAAGCCCAGCAAGAGUCUCGGCAGAGGCGGCGGCAGGAUGGGAGACUCCAAAGUGAAAGUGGCCGUCCGGAUCCGGCCCAUGAACCGGAGAGAAAUUGACUUGCAUACCAAAUGUGUGGUGGAUGUAGAUGCAAACAAGGUUAUUCUUAAUCCUGUAAAUACUAAUCUUUCCAAAGGAGAUGCCCGAAGCCAGCCAAAGGUGUUUGCAUAUGACCAUUGUUUCUGGUCUAUGGAUGAAUCUGUCAAAGAAAAGUAUGCAGGUCAAGAUGAUGUUUUUAAGUGCCUUGGGGAGAAUAUUCUUCAAAAUGCUUUUGAUGGCUAUAAUGCAUGUAUCUUUGCCUACGGACAGACUGGAUCUGGAAAAUCUUACACUAUGAUGGGUACAGCUGACCAACCUGGACUAAUCCCAAGACUUUGUAGUGGACUCUUUGAACGAACUCAGAAAGAGGAAAACGAAGAGCAGAGUUUUAAAGUAGAAGUGUCCUAUAUGGAAAUUUAUAAUGAAAAAGUCAGAGACCUUCUUGACCCCAAAGGAAGCCGUCAAACGUUAAAAGUCAGAGAGCACAGUGUGUUGGGACCCUAUGUCGAUGGACUUUCUAAACUGGCUGUCACGAGCUACAAGGAUAUCGAGUCUUUGAUGUCUGAGGGUAACAAAUCCCGCACAGUCGCCGCAACCAACAUGAACGAGGAGAGCAGCAGAUCCCACGCAGUCUUCAAAAUCACCCUCACGCACACUUUGUACGACGUGAAGUCUGGGACGUCUGGAGAGAAGGUGGGCAAGCUGAGCCUGGUGGAUCUGGCCGGCAGUGAGCGAGCAACGAAAACUGGAGCUGCCGGUGACAGGCUGAAGGAGGGGAGCAACAUUAACAAGUCCCUCACGACCCUCGGUCUGGUUAUCUCAGCCCUUGCAGAUCAGAGUGCUGGCAAAAACAAGAAUAAGUUUGUUCCAUAUCGUGACUCAGUCCUCACGUGGCUGCUCAAAGACAGUCUUGGGGGUAACAGUAAGACGGCAAUGGUAGCUACCGUGAGUCCGGCAGCUGAUAACUAUGACGAGACCCUUUCCACUCUGCGGUACGCAGACCGCGCCAAGAACAUCGUGAACCACGCCGUGGUGAAUGAGGAUCCUAAUGCACGCAUUAUCCGGGAUCUGAGGGAAGAAGUAGAGAAACUCCGAGAGCAGCUAACCAAAGCAGAGGCAAUGAAAUCUCCAGAGCUAAAAGAGCGGCUGGAAGAAUCCGAGAAGCUAAUCCAGGAAAUGACCGUGACCUGGGAGGAGAAAUUAAGGACUACCGAGGAGAUUGCCCAGGAGCGACAGAAACAACUGGAGAGCCUCGGAAUAUCUCUUCAAUCUUCUGGAAUUAAAGUUGGGGAUGAUAAGUGUUUCCUUGUUAAUCUGAAUGCUGAUCCUGCUUUGAAUGAACUUCUGGUUUACUAUUUAAAGGAGCAUACAUUGAUAGGUUCAGCAAAUUCCCAAGAUAUCCAGCUAUGUGGAAUGGGAAUUCUUCCUGAACACUGUAUUAUAGACAUCAUGCCAGAAGGCCAGGUUAUACUGACUCCUCAAAAGAACACCAGGACGUUUGUGAACGGCUCCUCUGUGUCCAACCCUGUGCAGCUGCACCACGGGGACAGGAUACUGUGGGGCAACAACCACUUCUUCAGAUUGAAUUUGCCUAAGAAGAAAAAGAAAGCAGACCGAGAGAAUGAGGACCAAGACACCUCCAUGAAGAACGACGCCAGUUCUGAGCAGCUGGACGUAGACGGGGACUCCUCCAGCGAGGUGUCCAGUGAGGUCAACUUCAACUACGAGUACGCGCAGAUGGAGGUCACCAUGAAGGCUCUGGCUAAUAACGAUCCAAUGCAGUCAAUAUUGAACAGCCUGGAACAGCAGCACGAAGAAGAAAAGCGAUCGGCGCUGGAGCGCCAGAGGCUCAUGUACGAGCAUGAGCUGGAGCAGCUGCGCAGGAGGCUGUCUCCUGAGAAGCAGAACUGCCGUAGCGUGGACAGGUUUUCUUUCCACUCCCCCAGUGCUCAGCAGCGCCUGAGACAGUGGGCCGAAGACAGAGAAACAACACUGAAUAACAGUCUGAUGAGGCUGAGGGAACAAAUUGUUAAAGCCAAUCUGUUGGUGAGAGAAGCUAAUUACAUUGCAGAAGAACUGGAUAAAAGAACAGAGUAUAAAGUAACCCUGCAGAUUCUAGCCUCCAGCCUUGAUGCCAACAGCAAGCGAGGCUCUCUUCUCAGUGAACCUGCGAUCCAGGUGAGAAGAAAAGGAAAAGGAAAGCAGAUUUGGUCUUUGGAAAAGUUGGACAACAGGUUGUUGGAUAUGAGAGACCUUUAUCAGGAGUGGAAGGAGUGUGAAGAAGAUACCCCAGUGAUACGGUCGUACUUCAAGCGUGCCGAUCCAUUCUAUGAUGAGCAGGAGAACCACAGUCUCAUUGGUGUGGCUAACGUCUUCCUUGAGUCCCUCUUCUAUCGUGUGAAGUUACAGUAUGCUGUUCCUAUUGUCAACCAGAAAGGAGAGGUGGCCGGGCGGCUGCACGUAGAGGUGAUGCGCACCAGUGGUGACAUUGAGGAGAGGGUCGCUGGCGGGGAUGACGCCACAGACGCCUCCUUUGAUAAGGAAACCCCUGAGAACAAACUGACAUGCAUGGUUAAAAUACUCCAAGCCACUGGAUUACCACAGCAUCUGUCCCACUCUGUAUUCUGCAAAUACAGCUUCUGGGACCAGCAGGAGCCGGUCAUGGUUGAGACUGAAAUGGAUACCUCGUCCUCUCCUGUUAGCAAGGAACCUCAGUGCAUGGUUGUCUUUGAUCAUUGCCAUGAGUUUUCUGUUAACAUCACUGAAGACUUUAUUGAACACCUUUCAGAAGGGGCGUUGGCAAUUGAAAUAUAUGGCCAUAAAGUGACUGAUCCUCGGAGAAACCCAGCCCUGUGGGAUCUGGGGAUUAUCCAAGCAAAAACACGUAGUCUUCGGGACAGAUGGAGUGAAGUCACCAGGAAAAUGGAAUUCUGGGUUCAAAUUCUGGAACAGAAUGAGAAUGGUGAAUACUGCCCUGUGGAAGUAAUUUCUGCAAAGGACGUGCCUACAGGAGGCAUCUUCCAGCUCCGGCAGGGGCAGUCCCGGCGAGUCCAAGUGGAAGUGAAGACUGUGCAGGAGUCCGGGACGUUACCUCUGAUGGAAGAAUGCAUAUUGUCUGUUGGAAUCGGAUGUGUAAAAGUUAGAGCACUCAGAUCCCCCAGGACACAGGAGACCUUCCAUGAGGAAGAGGAGGACAUGGACAGCUACCAGGAUCGGGAUUUAGAGAGACUACGUAGAAAAUGGCUAAAUGCGUUAACAAAACGUCAGGAGUACUUAGAUCAACAACUGCAAAAGCUUGUCAGUAAACAUGAUAAAACAGAAGAUGAUGCUGACCGCGAAGCUCAGCUGCUGGAGAUGAGGCUGACUCUAACUGAAGAAAGGAAUGCAGUCAUGGUCCCCUCCGCCGGCAGUGGGAUUCCUGGGGCCCCGGCAGAAUGGACCCCGGUUCCUGGGAUGGAAACACACAUUCCUGUUAUAUUCCUUGACCUAAAUGCUGAUGAUUUCAGCUCUCAGGAUAAUCUUGAUGACCCGGAAGCUGGUGGAUGGGAUGCUACCCUCACGGGGGAAGAAGAGGACGAGUUCUUUGAAUUGCAGAUUGUGAAACAGCACGAUGGGGAGGUGAAAGCAGAAGCCUCCUGGGACUCCGCAGUGCACAGUUGUCCUCAGCUCAGUAAAGGCACCCCUGUGGAUGAGCGAGUGUUUCUGAUUGUGCGGGUGACGGUCCAGCUCAGCCAUCCAGCUGACAUGCAGCUGGUAUUACGCAAACGGAUCUGCGUCAGUGUUCAUGGGCGGCAGGGUUUUGCUCAGAGUCUCCUAAAAAAGAUGUCUCAUCGAAGUUCUAUUCCUGGCUGUGGAGUGACUUUUGAAAUUGUCUCCAAUAUUCCAGAGGAUGCCCAGGGAGUAGAGGAACGAGAAACAUUAGCAAGAAUGGCAGCUAAUGUUGAAAACACGGCUUCUGCUGACUCAGAGGCGUAUAUUGAGAAAUACCUCAGAAGCGUGCUGGCUGUGGAGAAUCUCCUCACUUUAGACCGCCUGCGCCAGGAAGUUGCAGUGAAGGAGCAGCUGACAGGAAAAGGGAAGCUGAGUAGGCGGAGCAUCAGCUCUCCCAGCGUGAACAGACUGUCUGGCAGCCGACAAGACCUCGUUCCGACCUGCAGCCUAGGCAGCAACAAGGGCCGGUGGGAGAGUCAACAGGAUGUAUCGCAGAUCAUGGUUUCCAGGGGAGCAGCUCCAGUGGCCCCAGCCCUCCCUGGUGGUCCCCAAAAUAACCAUUCUCCUGACCCAGGACUUAGUAGCCUAGCGGCCUCCUACUUGAAUCCAGUGAAAUCCUUUGUGCCGCAGAUGCCAAAGCUGCUCAAGUCUCUCUUCCCCGUUCGCGAUGAGAAGAGGGGCAAACAGCCGUCUCCACGAGCACACCAGCCGGUGCCCCGGAUCCUGGUGCAGCCCGCCCUGCCGGACGCCCAGAUGACCAGGACGGCGGAGGGUCACCGGGAGAACACCGGGGUGAGAGUGGCCCCCGACGUGACCAUGACUAUGCAGACUGCUCCAGUGCUGAAGACCAAGGACAGACCAACUCAAGUGCCUUCGCCACCGAGCACGACUGCCAACACCCAGGUCCCCGAAGCGCAGGAUGGGCCGCCAAGCCCCCUGAGCGAGGCCUCCAGCGGGUACUUCUCGCACAGCGUCUCCUCCACCACGCUGUCUGACGCCGUGGCCCUGGGCCUGGAUGGUGCGGCCCAGGCGGGUGGGCAGACGCCUGGCUCGCCCCCUCCCGUCCCCUGCCCGGACUCCGAGACCCGGUUUUCUUCUGCUGCCCCAGGUGCAGACCGCACUCUCCCUGCCCCGCUGGAGGGUCAGAGCAGUCUUCUGUCACUGGCUGUCCCAGCAAGGCAGACUCUGCUGAGUGACAGUGAUGGUGACAGUGCCAGUGUGGCCCAGGCCAAGGGAGCGGUUCCCUCGGAGAAGCAGAAUGAAAAGGCAAGCACUUCACCUACACGUCUUCCCGCUUCCACCCCCCAGGAGUCGCCCAGCCCACAGAGCAGAGAUGACGGCUCCUCUGCCACCACGCCGCUAGGAAGACCCAAGGACCAGACCAGGCCAAACGUCCGCUUAGAGCCGGACGUCUCCAAACCACAGCUGCCUCCUGACCUCUGGUCCCAGUCGCCCGCUCCAGCAUCCCCGUUCAGGAUCCGGAAGGUGCGGACCUCGGAGCUGAAGUCAUUCUCACGCAUGCUUGGCGGGGACCCUGGCAGCCCCGCUAGUGCCGAGGAGGACCUGCCGGCCUCAGGAGGGACUGGCGACGGCGGCUCUGGAGGGCAGAGCCUGGAGAAGCUGGACGUUUCCUCCGAUUCCGAGGACACCAGCGAAGUCCCGGAGUGGCUCAGGGAAGGAGAGUAUGUUACCGUGGGCACCAGCAAACUGGGCAUCGUCAGGUACAUCGGGCCGACCGACUUCCAGGAGGGGACCUGGGUCGGCGUGGAGCUGGACCUGCCCUCAGGUAAGAACGACGGCUCCAUCGGAGGAAAGCAGUACUUCAAGUGCAACCCGGGCUACGGGCUGCUGGUGAGGCCCAGCCGGGUGCGCAGGGCGGCGGGUGCCAGCCGGCGGCGCAGUGCGGGGCUCCGGCUGCAGGGCGCCCCUGAGCCCCGCAGGAGCAGCACUCUCUCCGGCUCCGCCACCAACCUGGCCUCCCUGACAGCAGCUCUGGCCAAGGCCGAGGGCACCUCUGCACUGCGGGUGGACAGGAGCCCCAAGAACCCCGAGGACCGGAAGUCCUGGGCCAGCUGAGCCAGCACCGCGUGGUGCACGCUGACAGCCGGGCGAUGACAGCCCCGGCUGGGAUUGGAGCUGGGCGGCCCUGUCCCGCACACCCCCUUCCCUGAGGGAGCAGGCACUGAAGGCUUUCUGCAGGACACCGGGCUGGUGACCUCCCCGCUUCUCCCAGGACCCUGGAAACUUCGAUUCUUCCUCCACCCAGACAACAAGGAGGAGGCCUCUCCUCAGGGUAGUGGGUUGAAGGUUCUAGGAACCCAGACUGGUCCUGGCUUGUGGGGAAGGAGGCCCUGAGGGCACCUGCCAUCCCCUCCAUCCCCUGGUCAUGGGGCUCCUCCCACCUGGGGCUGCUGUGGCCCCUGUUCUGUUCUGGCAACCCCAUUAACCUCGUAAUUUAAAGAACAGCCCUAACCAGUGCCUUCUCUUCUCCCAGAGGCAGGGUCCUCCGCUUGCCCCCAGGGUGGGCUGGCUCCUCCCCCCAAAUCCCCACACCAGGUACCACGCAAGCGCCUCUGGUCGGGCCCCCAGGGCUCCUGGCCCAAGGUUGGGUCCUGUGUGGCCCGGAGAGGGCCACAGGGUCUGCCCGCCUACCAGUCCCUCGUCCUUCUCCCAGCGUUUCUGAGGGUUUUCUCUGUGGUGGUUGUGGCAUCUUCAUACCCAUAAAGUUUUUCUCCUUGCCAUUUAUUCUCUUA
Molecule: messenger RNA, 6596 nt
Organism: Phyllostomus hastatus (greater spear-nosed bat)
Lineage: Eukaryota; Metazoa; Chordata; Mammalia; Chiroptera; Phyllostomidae
Gene: KIF13B
Product: kinesin family member 13B
Exons: 40
Coding region: 91-5919 (1942 amino acids)
Biological process (GO): regulation of protein localization; microtubule-based movement
Cellular component (GO): adherens junction
Molecular function (GO): ATP binding; microtubule motor activity; cell adhesion molecule binding
Source: RefSeq, a predicted model, not a curated record